Macroventuria anomochaeta is the source of this 1524-nucleotide messenger RNA. Its product is annotated as SUR7-domain-containing protein. The record is from RefSeq and is a predicted model, not a curated record. Gene Ontology annotation, biological process: endocytosis; fungal-type cell wall organization; septin cytoskeleton organization. Bases 410 to 1165 code for a protein of 251 amino acids. The transcript has 3 exons. Gene Ontology annotation, cellular component: cell cortex; membrane raft; plasma membrane. Lineage: Eukaryota; Fungi; Ascomycota; Dothideomycetes; Pleosporales; Didymellaceae.
CGUCCCUCGACUCUGCAAACACCAAAUAUCCCACGCGGCUGUCAGAACAAGUCUCCCUUUAGCAGCACACACCGUCUGCGAACUCAGCCUGCAUCCAGCAAGGCGCGACCCUUUCGGUCUUUGGAGCUCGCCGGGAUGAUGCAAAGCGCGGCUGUGAGGUCAUGACCAUCGCGCGCACUGAUGACCCAGCGUGCAGCCGGGCUCCCAUCAGACUUUUGACGGCGUUCCCGCCAUACGUCACCCCUUGGCCCACUUCUUCAUAAACAAGAACCUGCGCUUGGAAAACACAGGCGACAAGGCUUCCGCUUUGGGCUCUGAAAUACCAAUCGCUGCCGUCAAACCUCCCUUGCCAUAUCCGUUGAUCCGAACUGAUCCUUCUUCUUGCCAUCUACCAACCUCACGUUUCAAGAUGGUCGCUGCAGCCAAACCCCUUCUCGCCCUCGCGGCACUACUCCUUGUCGCCGGAGGCAUCGUAAUGCAAAUCUUCACCAUUCUGUCCGGCGCUAUCAACUCGGCACCGAUCAACCAAUUCUACUUCCUGCAAGCGGCCACCAACGGCAUCCCCAACGCCCGCAACCCUUCGCGAUGGACCUUCUUCGCCAUCUGCGGCCGUGACCCCAGCUCAGGACACAACGCAAACUGCGGCGCCAUCGUUCCUGCGCUGCCCUUCGACCCGCCCCGCAACUUCGGCACCACGGAGAACGUGCCCGAGCAGUUCGUCGGAACGCACAUGUACUUUUACCUCUCGAGGUUCAUGUUCGCUUUCUACCUGGUUUCUCUGUUCUUCGCUGCCUGCGCGCUGUUCACCGGUCUUCUGGCGCUCUGCUCGCGUCUCGGCGGCUACCUUUCCGGUCUCACGGUCUCCAUCGCGCUCUUCUUCCAGGCGCUGGCCGCUGCUCUGCUCACCGCGUGGAUGAUCAAGGGCCGCAACGCCUUCCGCUCCGCCGGCCUCGAGGCUUCUGUUGGCCGCUAUCUGCUCGGCUUCGCCUGGGCAUCUUUCGCCUGCUUCCUCGUCGCAACCGUCUUGUUCUGCCUCGGCGGUGCGCUCGGUCGUGACCGCUCACCGGGCGUGAGCCGUCGUCGCUCGACCAAGAGCACCAGGAGCCGCGCCAGCUUCAUGGAUACCGACAGCCAGAGGAGGGUCAAGGACGACUACUCUGCUUAGGUUGAGUGGCGAUCGAGGACAGAGCGGCUGUAAUCAUGAUCUAAUGGAGAUGUUGGGAAAUGGUGUGGGAGGACAUACAAGAUGAUAUCCAUGACUUUAAUGCUACCCUUAGCGACUGUACACUCUACAAAUUUGCUCUGUACAUAUGUAAUGAACGUACUAUACUCCACGUUAUAUCCCUCUUGUUGCCGACGAAGCUGAUCUCCUACUGUGCCACGAAUCAAGUAUUGAGUCGGGUGUCAAGAGAGUAGCAAAGUCGUAGCAACAAAUGUGGCCAUAAGUCCUCCGCAGUCUCAGACCAACAGAGGACGUUUAACCAAUCACUCAAUGUGGCCGUGAUAGACCUGCACAAAUAUCCA